Molecule: messenger RNA, 1803 nt
Organism: Rotaria sordida
Lineage: Eukaryota; Metazoa; Rotifera; Eurotatoria; Philodinida; Philodinidae
Source: the annotation of a GenBank genome assembly
AUGCCGUGGAUCAUCUGUAUCCUUUUUGAUCGAGAUGAACAACGUCUGUUGUUGAUCAAACAAAAUUCAUCUGAUCACUUUUGGUUUCCAUACGGUGAAAUUCGUCGCGAUGAAAAUCCAAAUUCUGUAUCGAUCGCUCAACGAAUCGCUCGUCAAGGCACUUCGGUGGAUUUAGAAGCAACGGAUCAUGUGAAAAUUCGUUCCUCCGAGUCGUUUCCAUUUUUAGGAGAUCGACGAACCUACUGUGAUUGGAUGAGUUCCGACACGUUUUGCCAAGUGAUCAGAAAUAAAUUACGUCCGACGGAAAAUGCUCGUUUAUCUUCUUAUUUUCGAGCAUUCGAUGCUGGGAAGACAGGCUACUUAAAUUAUGACAAUUAUCUUCUGGGAUUAGCAGCGAUGCAUCCAAACACGAAUCGUCACGAUGUUGAAAACACGGGUACUGAAGAACACAACUUUCAUUUUCCAUCAGUUCCUGACAUUAACAAACUUUUCGAAAAGUUCCGUCCUCGAUCGGAUCAAAUCGAUUUCGAGGGAUUCGUCAAUACGAUUCUUCGAAAGGAAUAUCGUGGAACAUCAAGAUUGCUUCUUCUCGAUGGCGACAUGGCCAAUUGGUUUUCUUCCAAUGAAUCUCGUCGACAAGUGGACAAUCGAUCGCCCGCUCCAGUGCCCGAAAAGAUCCAACAUGAACUGGCCAAUCACUUUGUCACCUUGAAAAGAACUGGCCAAUUGUUUCAAGGCAAAGCAUUACUUGUGCUCGAUAGUUACCACACUACACAUUCAUCCUCAAGUCGAAUAGCACUGGAAAAUUUACCACGUUCAUUAUCGACAGAAAUCUUCAAUAAAGAAACCAAUGCCAAGAUUAUUCAAGAUUUGUUACGUGGUUUUAACAAGUCAUCUCCAUGGACAACGGAACAAUACAAGCGUUUACCACCAUUCAUCAUUGGUCUGUGUCAAGAUGUGAAAACGAUUUUUCACGGUGAAGCACGUUGCUUGAAAUUAUCAUCUCCUACUUAUAUUCUCGGUGAUCUUCAUGGAAAUUACGAAGAUCUCAUUGGUUAUGAGCAGUUAUUCUGGCGUGCGACUCCAUUUUUAACACCAGCUUCAUUUCUUUUUCUUGGGGAUUAUGUCGAUCGAGGAAAACAUGGACUUGAAGUUGUGCUCUAUUUAUUUGCUAUGAAAUACUUAUGUCCCAAGAAAGUCUUCCUUCUUCGUGGAAAUCAUGAAGUGCGCAAUGUUCAAAAGGCUUUUACUUUUCAUCGAUUUCAAGAAACUGAAGGCAACAAAGUGUGGGAGACGAUCAAUUCGGUCUUCGAUGUUUUACCAUUGGCUGCUGUCAUCGACGAUCAAAUUCUUUGUGUUCACGGUGGCAUUCCUAGUCCCACUUCGUGCCCAGGAGAUUUUAUUUCCACAGUGAAUCGCAUUCCUAUACCACUGUAUGCACCGGAAAAGCAAUCGGAUUUAGCUUGGCAAUUGAUGUGGAAUGAUCCAAAAUCUGGAGAUACUUCUGGCACGCAGAACGCAUGUAGCAACGAUUUCUUCUAUAAUGAUCAACGAGGCACAGCGAAAUAUUUCACCUGUGAAGCAUUGAUGGCCUUUCUCGAUCGAAAUCAGUUUACUUAUGUUGUACGUGCACAUCAAGUUCAAGAAGCAGGUUUCAAAAUUCAAUUAAAUGGUCGUCUUUUGACGGUCUUCUCUUCGUCUCGCUAUUGCGAAAAAAAUAAUCUAGCAGCAGCAGUGUUGAUUGAUUCAGGCAAAUUACGAUUGAUCCAAUUGGAGCAACGUGAACCGGAGCCUACAGCGUAG